GAGCUCCCUGAUUGGUGGAAGGAGCCCUCUCAGAGUGACUCGCUGACUAGGAAACAGGAAGAGGAGGUCGUGGCCGCAGACUCAGACCCCGCCAUGCAGAGGGAAGAGAAACAACUUGAGGCAUCAUUAGAUGCAUUGCUGAGUCAAGUGGCUGAUCUGAAGAACUCACUGGGGAGUUUCAUUUACAAGUUGGAGAACGAGUAUGACCGGUUGACCUGGCCCUCUGUCCUGGACAGCUUUGCCUUGCUCUCUGGACAGUUGAACACUCUGAACAAGGUCUUGAAGCAUGAAAAGACACCAUUGUUCCGGAACCAGGUCAUCAUCCCUCUGGUGUUGUCGCCAGACCGUGAUGAAGAUCUCAUGCGGCAGACUGAAGGACGAGUACCUGUUUUCAGUCAUGAGGUGGUCCCUGACCAUCUGAGAACCAAGCCUGACCCUGAGGUGGAAGAGCAAGAGAAACAGCUGACAACAGAUGCUGCCCGCAUCGGCGCUGAUGUGGCUCAGAAGCAGAUCCAGAGUUUGAAUAAAAUGUGCUCAAACCUUCUGGAGAAAAUCAGCAAAGAGGAACGAGAGUCAGAGAGUGGAGGUCUCCGGCCAAACAAGCAGACCUUUAACCCUGCAGACACCAAUGCCUUGGUGGCAGCUGUUGCCUUUGGAAAAGGACUGUCUAAUUGGAGACCUUCGGGCAGCAGUGGACCUGGCCAGCCAGGCCAGCCAGGAACUGGAACAAUCCUUGCGGGAUCCUCAGGAUUACAGCAGGUGCAGAUGACAGGUGCUCCAAGCCAGCAGCAGUCAAUGCUCAGUGGGGUGCAAAUGGCCCAAGCAGGUCAACCAGGGAAAAUGCCAGGUGGAAUAAAAACCAACAUCAAGUCAGCUUCAAUGCAUCCCUACCAGCGGUGAAGGAGGCCAGCAACCUCUGCUGCCAGGUGAUCUUUGCAGAGUUGAGCAGUGAAAUCGCCUUUUGCCCAAAGCUGACCUAGAUGAGUAGGAUAAAAGAACAUGGGCUUUCAGCAGCCAUAUUUUCAGAUAAAUCCCAGCUCCACCACUGACUAGCUAUAUGACCUUGCAAGUGACCUAAUUUUUCUAAGCCUAUUUCCUUAUUUGUAAACGGUGAUAAUACCUACCUCUUAGCGUUGUUAUGAGGAUUAAAAUGAGAAAAUAAAUUUAAAACACUAAGCACCAUGUAUGAAAUAAUUGGUAUUCAAUAAAUGAUAGUUUCUA
Messenger RNA from Pteronotus mesoamericanus, 1221 nucleotides. It is a transcript of the gene MED8, whose product is annotated as mediator complex subunit 8. The record is from RefSeq and is a predicted model, not a curated record. Lineage: Eukaryota; Metazoa; Chordata; Mammalia; Chiroptera; Mormoopidae. Gene Ontology annotation, molecular function: transcription coregulator activity; RNA polymerase II cis-regulatory region sequence-specific DNA binding. Bases 94 to 900 code for a protein of 268 amino acids. Gene Ontology annotation, cellular component: mediator complex; core mediator complex. Gene Ontology annotation, biological process: regulation of transcription by RNA polymerase II. The transcript has 7 exons.